AUGCAGUGCUUUUUGACACAAAAUGAUAGCGUUUUGUGCGAAGCGAUUGACGCACAAAAUGCCGUCAUUUUCGCAAUGAAGUGGAAUUGUAUUGACUUUAUGCCCAAAACAAGGGUCCAAAUGAUGGCCAAUACUCUCGACGAAAGCACUUCCAAAGCAUUUGUCUGCCAUUUCGGUGAUUGCGGCAAAAGUUACGCUAAAAGCCACGAAUUGGCGAAACACAUGAAAUCACACAUCAAUACAGUGUUUGUCUGCGAUGUCGACGACUGCGACGAAGAGUUUGAUUCAAAGCAACGAUUAUUACGACACAAACGCUCGCACCUGGAGUUUGAAUGCUAUGACUGCGACCAACGGUUCGCCGAAAUGUCUGAUUUGUAUCGACACAGGAGUACCGCUCAC
Messenger RNA from Oppiella nova, 399 nucleotides. The record is from the annotation of a GenBank genome assembly. Lineage: Eukaryota; Metazoa; Arthropoda; Arachnida; Sarcoptiformes; Oppiidae.